Fusarium fujikuroi IMI 58289 is the source of this 348-nucleotide messenger RNA. RefSeq lists its product as uncharacterized. Lineage: Eukaryota; Fungi; Ascomycota; Sordariomycetes; Hypocreales; Nectriaceae. The record is from RefSeq and is a predicted model, not a curated record. The transcript has a single exon. Bases 1 to 348 code for a protein of 115 amino acids.
AUGCUAGUAACUAUUGAAUUCCCAGCUUUCUAUUCAUCACUGCCCUUCAAGGAUAUUAUCACUUCUCAAGUGCCAGAAGACUCGCCUGUCGCUACCAAGGUUCUUAUUUUAGCCUUCAACCGUCCUGAUAAGCAUAGUGCUGUCACCGAGAAUCUUCUCACAGAGCUUGAGACAGCCUACCGACUUAUUGAUCAAGACGAGCGAGUUCGGGCUGUUGUUCUGACUGGUGCAGGGAGGGCCUUCUGUGUGGGAGGAGAUCUCCAGACUGGCUUUUCUGGGCUGUUAGCUCAUCAAGCGAGUCGAGAGUCCAUCGAUAGAUAUAGAGACCAGUAUAUGACCGCUCAAUAA